CUAAAGGCAAAAAACAAUAAUCAGGUGUUGGAAUGGAUACCUUACAACAGAUUUAGGGAUUUAACUUUCGUUGCGAGAGGAGGAUUUGCGAGUGUUUAUUAUGCGAUCUGGGUUGAUGGAUUCAUUAGAAAGUGGGAUCACAAGGAAGGUAAAUGGGAAAGAAAGGGUAGGUGGAAGGUGGCUUUAAAGGUUCUGGAUUGUUCCAACAAAGUGACCCCGGAGUUCUUUGCGGAGUUGUACGAAACAUUUUACCGAUGGUAUUGGGAUUUGCGCGAUGGAAAAGUGACGCCAGUUAGCACAGCAUUCAUAGCCGCGGACGAUAACAUGCCUCAACCGGACACGCCGGCCUCGAGCCGGCCAGUCACUCAGACGCAUCCCCUUGCGAUAUAUACGAGUCGAUUGCUCAACUUUUCUAACCUACCGGAGCCUGUUAAUGCACCCUCGUCACAAUACGGUCGUUCAUCCACCACCAGCAACGAAAAUCCCAAUAAUAGAAAUGACGAAGAAACUGAUGCUUACGUCACGAGGCAAUAUGAGAACGAUCUUAUAUUAGAACCCGAAGCUCUCGCGACCAGUAAAAUAAAAGACGAAGAGGUGGCGGUGGUCGAAUGUUGCACUUCCUCAACUCCAAUCAAGAAGGAAUUUGAAACCAAAGCCGUCAAAAGGGAGCUCGAGUACAUCGAGAUCAAGGAUGAGGAUGACCACAAAUCCAUGUACCCAUCAACUUUCUUAUAUCCAACAACCGUGCGUCCAACACCCUCCCGUCGUAACCAUGGCAAUGCUACUGCAACUGCGCCUCACAGGAACACUCAAGAUUGGACGGAGGCCGAGGAUUAUGCGUUAUUGAGCGGAAUCCAAACUCACGGUGGAAAAUGGUCGAUCAUCUGUCGCGAGAUCGAUACGGGAAGGACGCCGGUUCAAUGCUUUAGGAGGUGGAAUAAGAUGGAGGUUUCAUUGAACUUUGGAAGUGGCGACGAGAAUUGGCAAAGUUUCGUGUUGCUUCACGGCGAUGCCAACGAGGGACCAAACAAGGGUGGCGGAGAACUCAACGUGAUUUCCAUAGUCGACGGAAAACAGACCGAUCAAACCAAUAAUCGUGACGAUAAUUGUGGAGAAGAACACGGUGUUCAAGGCAUCGACAGCUAUCAACAAAUUCAAGGUGGAAGCCACCAAGACCCAAGCGGCGUAGAUCUUGAAAGGGCAAUGGACAAAGAAAAAGUCAACGGGAUUCUUUGGUGGAUAGAAAGAGAGGUUCCGGCAUAUCAGGAAUAG
Messenger RNA from Acaulospora colombiana, 1272 nucleotides. The record is from the annotation of a GenBank genome assembly. Lineage: Eukaryota; Fungi; Glomeromycota; Glomeromycetes; Diversisporales; Acaulosporaceae.